AUGUCGGCUGCGAAGGACGCCAAGGCAGAGCGUGCGGCUGCAGCCACUGCAGCAGUCUUCUCCGUGGCCGAGCUACUGGAACACAUCAUCUUGGAUGUAGUUCAAGACACUACGCCUCAUCAUGCAUUGGGCCUAGGCGCGACUCUAUCACAGCUGACACAGGUCUCACACGACUUCCGCAGCAUCAUCUACGACUCUCCGAAGCUCGCACGCCUGGCCACAAAAACGUUGCGCAUCUCUGGACCCGUCUCGACUUACGACAGACUCGCCUGGUUGUUCGUCGAAAAGCUUGGGCUGCAGCUGACAGGACCCAUGCGCUACUGGCCACGCAAGGAGCAUUACCGGCUUACCCCACGGCCAGCGAGGUACUCGUGGCUACUUUGUAAGACGCACGAGCGCACAGCAAGAAUGCGAAGCUUUCGAGGAGGCGCCGGCAAUGCUUCAGCGUCGUGGCGUGACAUCAAGCUCACAUCAGGAGCAUUCGAGAUUUGCAUCGACAUCCCAGACGUGGCUUGCAACUACAGUCCACGGAGCGGCAGGCUCUUGGAGGAAGAGGGCACUAAGAACGUAGAGCUCGAGUUCGACACCGAGGCCACGUUGGGCGUGGCAUUCGACAAGUACUGCGAGAUCGUGGACAGGAGCAUGGAGGAUCGAGAGAUUGCUAGUGGUUUGAGGUGA
Messenger RNA from Fulvia fulva, 678 nucleotides. RefSeq lists its product as uncharacterized. The record is from RefSeq and is a predicted model, not a curated record. Bases 1 to 678 code for a protein of 225 amino acids. NCBI's taxonomy places the organism in Eukaryota, Fungi, Ascomycota, Dothideomycetes, Mycosphaerellales, Mycosphaerellaceae. The transcript has a single exon.